AUGGUGAGAGUCUCAGGAGGUGAAUUCUAUAAAGAUAUUCUAGAAAGAAUAGGUUUGGUGACACAAAGGGUUUUGUCUAUAAUAGACGUAAAUGGAGGGGAUGAAUCGAGAAAAUCAGUUAUGAGUUUGGGCAGAAAGAUAGGUAAGAAUGGGUGUGCAUCUGCUGAUUUAACUAGGUGUAAGCGGCCGAAAAUAUAUGCUAUUCGUGAUUUUCCAAUAGGUUGUGGUCCUCCCAAAAGAUUUUGCACUGACACAUGUCGCAGCAUAAAUCUUUUGGAGGUGCCAGUUAAAGGACAUGAUUCAAAUCCCGAAGGGAGGUUAGUGGAUUCUUGUGAUGAGAAGGUAGAGGUUGAAUCAGUACGAAAGGUUAGACUGGGAGAAACAAAGGUUUUGGAUGAUGCUGGAUUGGUCAACCAAUCAAAAACUUCAGAUGAUGAAAGUACUGACUUUCAGAAGAAAGCCAUGGUUCGAAAAGCAAAAUGCUAUCCAUGUCGGAGAAGAAUUUCUGCUGUUCGAUGCUUCCCUCUGGGUUGUGGUAUAGAGGCUGCACGGAUUAAUACAGAAGUUGUCCCAGAAUCUGCUGCUAUGAAAACCAAUGGUUUAAGUCACAAGAUACCUGGUCUUGAAAUGGCACUGUUCAAAAUGAAAGGAGAGGCAACUGAGAGACAUGAACACCAAAAGAAUGCCGCAAGUGUUUGUGACAGGAACAUGUUUCAAUCAGAAAUUGAAUGCUGGAGGAUUAAUAGGGAGAAACAGAGUGAGAAUGGCAUGGACGAAUGUUCUGAUGGGAAACUCUCAGGCCAGCAUCAUAGGGUUAAUCAACUUCUAGAAAGAGUUCCUAGUGGUCUUGAACGUCCAGCUAGGGUGAUAGUGCACGCACUAAUGGCACCAUCUAAGUGUACAUGGACAAGAAGGACAACAGCAUUCACAGCGAAUACUAAGGGAAGGAGGUAUGCACCGUUGAAUGUUGAACCGCUAAAAUCAGAUUCUCUCAUAUCAGCAGCUGUGAAAUUGGCUCUUCUGCAUCGGCCAUUUGGGUUGGCUAAUUAA
This is a messenger RNA of Dovyalis caffra, 1050 nucleotides long. The record is from the annotation of a GenBank genome assembly. NCBI's taxonomy places the organism in Eukaryota, Viridiplantae, Streptophyta, Magnoliopsida, Malpighiales, Salicaceae.